Castor canadensis (American beaver) is the source of this 894-nucleotide messenger RNA. RefSeq names its product growth arrest and DNA damage inducible beta (gene Gadd45b). Gene Ontology annotation, cellular component: cytoplasm; nucleus. NCBI's taxonomy places the organism in Eukaryota, Metazoa, Chordata, Mammalia, Rodentia, Castoridae. The record is from RefSeq and is a predicted model, not a curated record. Gene Ontology annotation, biological process: regulation of cell cycle.
GGUAGACAAUCCCGCCGAGACCACGCCCCCAGUGGGGCAAGUCUAUAAAAGACAGCGCCGGCGGCCGCGAGUUCAUAUCGUUGAAGCCCACGAUUGAAGCUGUUCUUUGUGACCCACUGGAUUAUUUUCGCUGAGGACUUUGCAAUCAUUUUUCCGCCUUUUUUGGAGAGAGAGAGAGAGAUUUCGCUGCUUCCUGAGGAUCUUUGACUGUUCCGGCUCCGUGGGAAGGCUUUGGGCUCUCUGGCUCGGAUUUUGCAAUUUCUUCCUGGGGAUUGUCGUGGGGCUUCAUCCACUGUGGAUUAUAACUGCAACAUGACGCUGGAAGAGCUCGUGGCGUGCGACAACGCGGCACAGAAGAUGCAGACCGUGACCGCCGCGGUGGAGGAGCUGCUGGUGGCCGCGCAGCGCCAGGACCGCCUCACGGUGGGGGUGUACGAGUCGGCCAAGCUGAUGAAUGUGGACCCUGACAGUGUAGUCUUGUGCCUCUUGGCCAUCGACGAGGAGGAAGAGGACGACAUCGCUCUGCAAAUCCACUUCACCCUCAUCCAGUCCUUCUGCUGCGACAAUGACAUCGACAUCGUAAGGGUGUCAGGCAUGCAGCGCCUGGCACAGUUGCUGGGAGAGCCCACCGAGACGCAGGACACCACCGAGGCCCGCGACCUGCACUGCCUCCUGGUCACGAAUCCUCACACGGACGCCUGGAAGAGCCACGGCUUGGUGGAGGUAGCCAGUUACUGCGAAGAAAGUCGGGGCAACAACCAGUGGGUCCCCUAUAUCUCGCUUCAGGAGCGCUGAGGUCCUUCCCACCAUCGGAACCUGUUGAGAUCUGCCAAAAAAAAAAAAUAAUAAAAUACAUAUUUGACCCCCUCCCCCAAGAACAACCCCCCCAAAAAA